CUCUUUUUUAUAGUCUUUGCAACUCUGACUGAAACCCUCCAAGAACCUUCCCUUCCCUUGCCUCUAGGCGUCUGCUCCCCUCCCAAUUCCCUUCCUUUUUAUUUUAAGCACUCCCUACUCCACUUCUCUGCCCAACAAAUCUCUCUCUAUGUCUCUCCCCGCCGAGUGGCCGACCACAAUGGCCGGGCAAGAUGAUAAAUUGCCUCGUGAAAGUCUCCCAACCCAAACCGGCUACGCUCUCAGAGGUAAAAUCAUGCUGAGCGCGAUAGUGAUCUUGUUCUUCGUUGUCAUCCUCAUGGUUUGCCUCCAUCUCUACGCCCGCUGGUACCUCCUCCGCGCGCGCCGUCGCCACAAUCGUCGCAAUCGUCGCCGCAACAACUUCGUUUUCUACGUGGACCAUAACCCCAACGCCUCCGCCGCCUCAGUCACCGUCCCCACCCGCGGCCUCGACUUGUCCGUGCUCAAGGCCAUCCCAGUCUUUCUCUACUCCUCUAAGACUCACCCGGAGAAGCCCAUCCCGGAAUGCGCUGUUUGCCUGUGCGAAUUCGAGGAGAACGAGACGGGUCGUACCCUACCCAAGUGCGGCCACAGCUUCCACAUAGAGUGCAUUGACAUGUGGUUUCAGACUCAUUCUACUUGCCCUCUCUGUCGGUCCCCCGUUGAAUCCGGUCACGCAUCCGAGAACCCGGCCGAAGUAGUUAUAUCCGUGUCUGAAUUGGCGGGAAUUGAAGCGGGAUCCAGCUCCGGUUUGUGCUCGGAUUGUCACCACGAAGGGGAGCAGACGGGUCAAGCUUCUUCGUCGAUUGCGAGUCGAAGGAAACCCGUGGAGUUUGUGGGAGUCUCCAUAGAGGUCCCGAGCAGGAACGAGAGUUUCAGAGACGACUCGAUGUCUGGCUCUCCGGCGAGUCAAGGUGGCUUCAGAUCGCCAAUGAGUCGCAUGUUGUCCUUGAAAAGAAUUCUCAGCAGAGACAAGAGAGCGAGCGUGUCGCCGUCCACGGGGAACGCGGUGAGUUGUAGUUCGGUGAUCGAGUCGGAUAUUGAGCAUGGAGGAAACGAUGCGAAUCGGCAAACUCAGGGCUGACUCGGUAUGGCUCGGUUGUAUUAGUAUGUGACCGACAAGGAUACGUUUUGUGCUAGACUUCUCUAGCAGCCUUUGGUUGACGUAGAAUGUUUGACCGUUGUAUAUAAUUACUAUCUCAUGUUCUCAUCUGAUUGAUAUUUUCUCAGAUAUUUUGUUCCA
This is a messenger RNA of Juglans microcarpa x Juglans regia, 1240 nucleotides long. Its product is annotated as RING-H2 finger protein ATL2-like. Gene Ontology annotation, biological process: protein ubiquitination. NCBI's taxonomy places the organism in Eukaryota, Viridiplantae, Streptophyta, Magnoliopsida, Fagales, Juglandaceae. The coding region runs from base 149 to 1081 and encodes 310 amino acids. The record is from RefSeq and is a predicted model, not a curated record. The transcript is spliced from 2 exons.